Molecule: messenger RNA, 396 nt
Organism: Pieris macdunnoughi
Lineage: Eukaryota; Metazoa; Arthropoda; Insecta; Lepidoptera; Pieridae
Source: the annotation of a GenBank genome assembly
AUGGUAUUUUGCACAUGUCAAAAAAAGCCCCGUGUCAAAGAGCAUUUGAAGGAACCCGGGACAAUGUCCUUUUAUGGAGUCGGAAGAGCCCCAUCAAGUGGAGGUGAGGAGCGGUGUGAAGAGGCCGGCCGGUAUUGUCUGCCGAAGGUAAAUAGGGUGCUGUUUAACCUAAGUUUGCUAUUUAAUUUGCGCGAUUUGGUCGUAAAGUACUAUGAGUCUGGACGCCGUGAAGUAGCAUCAUUUAGUCAUGAUGUCCGUCCUUGGAACUGUCCGGCAGAUGUCAACGGUGAUGAGGGUACACGCAUAAGUCCUAAUUGGACAUCUACUAUAAACUCGAAACGGUUUGAUGCCACACUACGACGAUCCUUAUUGUUUAAAUUACAGCCACUUUUCUAA